UUACACUCCUGAACACUAGGUGGCAGUAUGCCAUUGUUAUCAAAUACAAUUGUCAGGCAAAGAAGAAAGCCUUCACAGUAGUCUCAGCGCACGGUUCCAUGGUCAACACAUUUUCUCAAGAAGACCGCGUCUAAAAUUCUUUUCACAAUGUCACAUACCAUCCUGUUGGUUCAGCCCACCAAAAGGCCUGAGGGGAGGACAUAUGCGGACUACGAGUCUGUAAACGAGUGCAUGGAAGGUGUGUGUAAAAUGUACGAGGAGCAUUUAAAGAGGAUGAAUCCCAACAGUCCAUCAAUCACAUACGACAUUAGUCAACUGUUUGAUUUCAUAGAUGAUCUGGCGGACCUCAGCUGUUUGGUGUACCGGGCGGAUACACAGACGUACCAGCCCUAUAACAAAGACUGGAUAAAAGAGAAGAUCUAUGUGCUGCUGCGACGUCAGGCCCAGCAAGCUGGAAAAUGAGGCUCUGCCGACCGAGUCACCAGGAUUGGGAUAGGACUGCAGUGAGAAGAUGUUAAGAAGGCUAUAGACAUUGGCCUCUUGUAUUUUGUCAGCCAUUGUUGAGUUUUUUGAAAUUGUGUUGUUUAAAGAGGGCUUUUAUUUGUUUUCUUGAAACAUGGGGUAUAUGUUUCUUUGCUUUAACAUUUUAUAUUUAACAAACAUCCCUGUACCGAUGGCCAAUUUUGCCGUUUGAGUAAAUAAAUUAGUCUUACAUUUUG
Messenger RNA from Clupea harengus (Atlantic herring), 719 nucleotides. Its product is annotated as ERH mRNA splicing and mitosis factor. Lineage: Eukaryota; Metazoa; Chordata; Actinopteri; Clupeiformes; Clupeidae. The record is from RefSeq and is a predicted model, not a curated record.